This is a messenger RNA of Salmo salar (Atlantic salmon), 435 nucleotides long. Its product is annotated as ergosterol biosynthetic protein 28 homolog. Gene Ontology annotation, molecular function: protein-macromolecule adaptor activity. Lineage: Eukaryota; Metazoa; Chordata; Actinopteri; Salmoniformes; Salmonidae. Gene Ontology annotation, cellular component: endoplasmic reticulum; membrane. The record is from RefSeq and is a predicted model, not a curated record.
AUGAGUCGUUUUCUAAAUGUUCUGCGGAGUUGGUUGGUAAUGGUGUCUGUCAUUGCCAUGGGAAACACCGUCCAGAGUUUCAGCGAUCACAGCUUCCUGUCUGAGAAACUCUACACGGGGACACCAGAGUUUGGUGUGUUUUGCCUCCAAGCAAGAACAUUUGGUAUCUGGACAUUGUUGUCGUCAGUUAUCCGCUGCACAUGCGCCAUUGACAUUCAGAACAAAACGCUCUAUCACAUCACCCUGUGGAUAUUUGUGCUGGCUCUGGUACACUUCCUGUCUGAAGCCUUCAUCUACAAAACGGCACCUCUGACCAUUGGCAUUAUGGCACCUCUCAUUGUGGCGAGUUUCUCUAUCGUGGGAAUGCUGAUUGGGUUCCAGUGUGUUCCAGAGCCUCAGGAGGAGGUGGCUGCACGGCAUAAGAAGCGGAACUGA